Pelobates cultripes (western spadefoot toad) is the source of this 17736-nucleotide messenger RNA. The record is from the annotation of a GenBank genome assembly. Lineage: Eukaryota; Metazoa; Chordata; Amphibia; Anura; Pelobatidae.
CGCGUAAAUGGGCCAGUGGUGGGAGACCCGGAGAUCAGCUGGGACUGCAAAACAAUAGCUCGGCCGGGACUGCUUACCGGGAGCCGGAGACCACCUCACAGACCGGGAACCGGCCACCACACUGCCCAGGCUGCCAGGACUCCGGGGAACCGGCCAUAGUGACCCCAGUCUCAUUGUAAAGGGAGGGAUCUGGCCUUAAAGUGCUGCAGCUCUAAUAAUUCCCAUAGACUGGGUACAGACUGAUCUGUAACUCACCCCAGGACAAAUAAUAAUAUAUUUUAAUUAUUUUUUUAUGUUCUUUGACUUAUGUAUGGGGAGGUGGGACUUGCAGAAAGUUUAAGGAAGUGUAAUAGUGCAUUAAUUUAAUAUAUUUAUAAUAAUAAUGGGUGAUAGACCUAUUUAAAAGCACUUUCAUUUAUUUAAUUUAAAUGCUAUUGUGUGCAUUGCUUUACUCAAGACUUGCUUCCUGCACUUAAAUGUCAUUUGUUUUUUUUUAUAGACCCUAUCUUUAAAUCUAGAAUCCCCCUCCUCAAUAUAUGCAUGCUUGAAGAAAAUUGCAUAUAAAUAUAAUUAUUUUGUAAUUUAUUGGUUUAAAUGCUACAUGCAUGGCUAAUUCCAUGCUUGGAAUUCUAAUGUAUAACUUAUUUGUGUAGGUAAAAUAUACAUGAUCUUGGUUUUUUUUUCACAGCACAAAAAAAAUAUCCCCUAAAUUUUACCAGCAAUUAUCUCUUGCAUUGUUUUGUUUUUGGGAUACCUAGAAUGAAGACUGAUUUAGUUUAGAAGUAUAUCAUUUGUGAUUUAGCAGCUUUCUGCACACAAAGAUCAGUGAUUUUUAAUUGCACUUUUAGCAUUCUUACUUUUUGUUUUGAAGGAUAUUGGCAGAUACCUUUUUUAUCUUCUGAGAAUUUGAAGUUCUCAGACCGUUUCAAACUUUCACUAAAAACCAGUGGAUUGUGUUAAUUCUGAGUGCAACUAAUUAAAAGCUUGUUGAUUGAUACACCUGUUGUUGGAGAAUCACAAAUCUGUCUGCAGCAACCGCCUACAAGAUCUAUUGUUUGGAUACUACAAUAGCCUUGGAUGUUCCUGGCCAGUAUGGGAGCUGUAAAGACUGCGGGGCAGAAAGAAUAACCCCCCACUGACCAUGUCCCAGGAGUUUGGGUUAUCCUACGGCUGCAUUGAUGGAGAUUUUGGAACACUUUGGGAAACGAGCACCAUUCAUGUUGCUGAGCAGCAGAUUGUCAUCAUAUCCACGCCAGAUGUCCCUGCAGAGGGUCCUGGAGGUUCUGGACUCAGUGAGGCUGAGCUGAUGCUUUUUACAACACCACAAGGGCCCAGUACCACAACUGCUGGACAGAAACCAGCUCUAGGACGUCCACCGGUAAUAUGGCACUGCAUUGAUGGUUUUUGUAUAAUUAUACUUGUAAAUCAGUCACAAAAUUUUUAAAGGGGGGAUUACUGGAUGGCUUUGUUACUUUUUUUUUAUUUAUUUUUUUUUAUUCCUAUGCAUUUGUUAGACUUUAUCUCUAAGGCGAAUAUCUAAUCUUAACAAACUGACUUUAAGGAAAUGAAUGAAAACGGCUUGACUAAGUGAACAGAAGUUAAUAUGAGCUACUCCAAUUCAUUUCUAUAAAGUGAAUGUGUUAGUUUGUAGCUGUUAAAUACAAGUUUGAGCAAACCCCAUUUAUGUUCAUCAAGGAAGAAUGCAUGGGAUGAUUGACAAUGUACAGAUGACCAGAUUCUCAUCAGGGUCCCACACAAAAGAGGCUGUGCGAAUUUGCGUUUAUUUUUCACCUUGUUAGAUCCAUCCUUUUGUGUGCAGCAUCCCCCCUCCCCAAACACUGUAAGGUACUUGCUCGUGUCCCUGCAGUCAAACUAGUGAAAAUGUGAAAUGCCUAUAAUUCUUUAAAUUGUAAAGCAAAAUAUGAUUAGUGUUUUCCACCAUUUUAUCCGUAACGUUAACUGUUGUUUUUUUAGGAUGAUUAUCGCCAAUUAUGGACCUUUUUAAUUCCACAAAAUUUAGAGAACUACACAUUGAUUACCCAGGUCAGCAGGCUAAUUGAUCUAAACCUGCAGCCCCUUUGAGAAUUUUAACACACUACGUAAAUAUCUAGUUAAUAGUUCCCUAUAUUCAUUAAUGGGGUGUCAGAGGAAAUGCCCUCCAGAUAUUAUUGGAAUGCCUGUACAUUACUGAAGUCUCCAUUGUAGGUUGUUUUUCAGCUGUUAUCUACCCACUUCCACAAUUUCCUGCAAAGUGGCUCCAGAUACAAAGCAGUAUUUAUUUAGGUUUUUGUUUUUUACUUUUUGAAGCAGUGUAUAAUGUGCAGUUGGUUGGUCUGUUUAUUUUAUUUAGACUAAGUUUCCAUUAGUCUUUCAUCAAUGAUCUACUGCAACCUUACACAUACUUUCACAACUAAGCUCAGAUUAUUAUUAUUAUUAUUAUUAUUAUUAUUAUUAUUAUUAUUGACAGGUUCCGCAGCACUUUACAAUGGGUAGCAUUGAGCCUAUAAGGUAGUGCCCUGCACAUUUGAUACCGUGAGUGCCUACCCAUUUCCUGGUUGGACCUCCCCAAUCUGCGAUUGAUGGUUUGGAAUACUGCUAAAACCUGACAAUAGCACAAAUAAAGACUUUGUUUGCUGAUACCAGGACAACAAAUGACCAGAAAGAGAAUGUUUUAGUGCCAGUUCCAUUGUAUUUGUUGCCAUGACUUCUGGCUCUAGGUUUUCAAGCCCUGCAAUAAACCUUUAAUCAGAAGUUUAUGGGAUGUGUAAUGCGCUCCCACUAAGAACAAUUGGGCAGUGAUAUCUUGGUCCUUGGAGAAACUACAGAAGGGGCCGUAAGUGUGUGUGUGUGUGUGUGUGUGUGUGGGGGGGGGGGUUGUUUAUUUUUGUUUAUAUUACUAUUCUUAGGCAUUUUGAUCUGCAAACUGUUCUAAAUAAAGUUAGAAAAGCACAGCGGUGGGCUAGGUAACAAGGCUUGUCUUUGACAGAAAAUGGAUUCUUCUCUUGAAAUGCUGUGGGGUGGGGGUGUUUUUUGUGUGGCUUAGCAGAUCUUUAACCCCUCUAGCUCUGAAACAGUGUUUGGAUUUUGUUGUUGACUAAUUGCUGCUUUUUAUUUACUGGAUGGAGUGUUUCUGGCAUGUAUGUUAUGUGGUUAUGCCUCCCUACCCCUUGCUGGGACUGGUUUGUAGGCUGUUAGCAGGUGGGGGAACCAGUGGAAUGAGAUGCAGGAAUGCUACCACCUACGCUCCCACCUUAAGAAACCAGUAUAAAGAAGGGUGGGGUCCUCUACCAAAAAGCAGCUGAUACACCAAGGGAGUGGUUUAAAGGGACAUGCCAGGGUGCUCCCAUAGCUAUCUGAUUAUGUGUGCGGCAGAAAUGGUUAACCUUUGACACAGCAAAUGUAAAUAAAUUUGUCAAGUGACAAUGAAGAAAUGUAAAUGCACUGUGAAAAAUAACAGCAAUAACUGAAGCCUUCAUUUAAAAUUUUUAUUUAUAUAUAUAUAUUCAUUUUUUUUUUUUUUUUUUAACCCGGACAGUGUAAUUGUAUUUAAAAAUGAUGCUGCGUAGCUUGAGCAGUAAUUCAGAAGUAAGUUGUUGCCCUGCUGUAAGUACACAGCAAUAUAUGGUGUACUGAGUGAUAUGCAAUUAAAGGGACUCUAGGCACCCAGACCACUUCAUUUUAAUUGGAUGCUGUGUUGUUCGCUCCUUAAAUGCAGCCCUUUUCCUUGCUGUCUGUCUUCAUUCUACAACCAUGAAUCUCUGCAGUAUUCUCUUUCCCAAAUGUUGCCAGAUUAUCACCUAGCUCUCUUGAAGUGAUCUCUACCAAGGUACCAAAAAACAGCUGCCAACUGCAUGAAGUUGGAGGAUGCACACAAUUGAGGAACAUAGAAUGUUUACACUAAGUCUGGAUUAGCCAAUGAAAAGGCCAGGAAUACACACUUUUCUCGUGUAUGCAAAUUUCUUGGCUCUUGUCAACAAGUACUCCUGGUUAAGCUCUAGGAGCGUUUUGGUUGUUUUGAGUGUCCUACAGGGAAAGAGACGGCACAUGGUCUUUUGGACUUACCAGGAAACUACUGGUAAGGGGGAAAAGCAGUUUCUAAUCUUACAAUAAAGAAUGUAUACAUAACGGCUGCUUUAAGAUUAUACUCGCACUAAUAAGUAAUAUAAGUUGCCUAGUGGGAUCUAGAGUCUAUAAUAAAGAACAUGAAAUUUGUGCUGAGCAAGUCCCCUGGAUGCCUGCAGUCCACCCACUUUAGCACCAGGGAUGGGCGGUAGCGAGUAGCUGAGAGCGUUAGCUGACCACUCCUUGACUCGUAGCCACUCAAUGCUGUGAAUUGGUAUGGCUAAAGUGGUAUGUAUUCUCCUACUUAGCUAUACCUUCAGCAAGAGUUUGGGUGCAGAGAAUCUUUUUCAGUGUUAAACACUCCAAGAGCUAUAACUCCUAUAUAGUGCUGUUGUGGUACCAGGAUUGCCCCAGUGUAAGUAGCCAAAUCCAUUUGUGGUCCUCCGGACACUGGCCACCUCCUGCACUUAGAAUUAGUUUAUUGGUUGAGAGCAGCAGCUGGUCGUUCUCAGCCAAUGAGUUAAGCCCUCGACCAGCAGGCUUAUCUCAGUGCUGUGGGCUCGGCUUUCAUAGAGGCAGUUGUUGAAGCCCAGUUUGACACCUGUUGGCAAAAAUUUAUCUACCUUAUAGGGCCACUAAUGAGUUAAUAUGGUUAAAGUGUCUAAAGUCUCCGUAAAAUGUGUUCAUUAGCAGAUAUGCCCUUCUGUUCUUUUAGUUUAAUAUGCAGCUUCAUUACAAUGUAGUAAAGCAAAAUUUCAUCAUGCUAAGAUUUAUAUGAAAUAAACAGUGCAUUAGUAUAUUUUCUAUACUUAAAAAAAAAAAAAAAAAAUUAUUAUUUUUUUUUUUAAUCAUGAGUUUCGUUAUUUGUAUUUUUUAAAAUAUUGCACAGGUCAAGCGAAAAUUGGACUUAGAAGCAGGACACCGUUACAUUCCAGAGGCUUUGCAGAGUCCUCGUGGGAAGACCAGGAAUCCUAGUGGAAGAGGUUUGGCACAUUAUUUGACAGCUUGAGUCCUGGAAAAUUGUUUCUUGAAAAAAAAUUAAUACAUUUGCAUGCAUUAAAGCUAUCAAUUGUGUAACAAUUGUUCUAAUGGAAAUAUAGCAAUACUUGCACUCCUACACCUUGAGUAGGGUUUUAUGUUUAAUAGGACACCAAAAUAUAGAUGUGAUAUUGCUCAUUUUAAUAUGUAUGGCAGCUUAUGUUCCAAAUUGGCUACAUUCAAAUACACCUUUUUAUAUUAAAGCCUAUUGUUGUGCUUCAAAGGACUCCACUCCAGUUCAACAAGCAAUUUUACUGACUGCAUACCACCCCCCACUAUGAAUUGACUUUUACAUUUUCCAUCUUUAUUUUUGAAGUGUGCAUUAUUGGGGGAGAAGUUGUCAUGUUCCAACAUUACACACUUUGCUAUUUUGUUUUUGUUUUCAUAAUUCAGGUAAAGGGACACUAUAGUCACCAAAACAACUUUAGCUUCAUGAAGCAGUUUUGGUGUAUAGAACAUGCCCCUGAAGUUUCACUGCUCAAUUAUCUGCCACUUAAUCACUGUUUCUGUUUAGGCAGCCCUAGCCAUAUCCUCCUGGCUGUAACUGACACACCAUGCAUUAAAACAAAAUAGUUUUAUUUUCAAUCGGAUGUAACUUACUUUAAAAGUUUUAUCUCCUGUCCUGUAAAUUGAACUUUAUUACAUACUGGAGACUCCUGCAGGGUCUAACAAGCUAUUAACAAAGCAGGAGAUAACGCAUACCAAAUUAAACAGAAACUGCAAUAAUGGUAGUGUAAACAUUAGAUAACUCUUUACAGGAAGUGUUUAGGAAGGCUGUGUAAGUCACAUGCAGGGGGGUGUAACUAGGACUGCAUAAAUAAAUGAAAUGAUUUAACUCCUAAUAGUAGAGAAUUGAGCAGUGAGACUGCAGGGGCAUGAACUAUACACCAAAACUACUUUUGUUAAGCUAAAGUUGUUUUGGUGACUAUAGUGUCCCUUUAAGAUACAGGGAAGAAGGGUGACUCAUAUGUCAACUGAAAUAUAAUUUUUCAACAUUUAGGCCAAAAAUCUCCAAAGUUUCUAUUGUCAGAGCCGGUAUUACUGCCAGGCAAACUAAGAAGACGUCUAGGGUGCAAUGUCUAGGCUUUGAGUGUCUGGCAGGAGGAGAGUGCAUAGCACGGCGCUCCCCCACCUGCCAGUCACUUCUUUUAGCAUGGUCGCACGGAUCAAGGGUAGAGGAUCUUCUUCAGCAUCCUCUACCCGUUCUGACAGGAAGUACUCGCUGGGAGCAACGAACAGUUUUCUUGGGACAAUAACAGACUCAGAGGGACUGGGGAAGGGGACAAUGAUACUCCGAGGAAUUGGGGAAUCGAUACAGAUACUCUUACGGAUUGUGUGUAUCCAUUGACCGUAGUAAUAAGGAACUGCCUGCCACACAAUGUCAGAGUGCAGCCCAUGUAGUCACUUCUUCACAUGUUGGGAUUGUUUGGUGGAGCAUCAGGGUAAUUUGGCCUGAACUGUCUUUAGUUUAAAAUAUAAUUCCUUGCCCUAGAGACUCCUGAAUUGUGUAAUUGGUAAAUCAGAAUGUGAAUGGCAAAACUUUCUCAUUUAUAUAUAGCUGUAAAGUCUCCUGGAGAAAGGUCCCGUUACGAGACCUCUUUGAACCUCACCACAAAGAGAUUUCUGGAGCUGCUGAGCCAGUCUCCAGAUGGAGUGGUGGAUCUCAACUGGGCAGCUCAGGUGCUGAAUGUGCAAAAGAGGAGAAUAUAUGACAUCACCAAUGUAUUGGAGGGGAUCCACUUGAUCACCAAGAAAUCAAAGAACCAUAUCCAAUGGCUGUGAGUACAAAAAUUAUCCUUCUACUCUUGCGUUAACUUCACCUAACUGUUCAUUCAUUUUAAACUCUGCCGUGGUAGAUGUGUGCCUUAGAUAACCCCACUCCCAUCAUGUUGUAGUCAAACAGCACCUUAUAGCCCAAACAUUGUGUGCUUGCGCAUGCUAAUUCUGAGAUAUAUUUGAUCCAUCUCCUAUUCCUAUUAAGAAAUCUGGCUCGGCUUGCUUGUUUCAUGUUCAGGAUAGUAUUAGUCACACCUAAUGAAUUCUUAAAGUCCUCCCUCAACCUUCACAAAUUCCUCCUUUAAGGGGAAUCCAGGUGUCACUUCCUGAGUAGUGUUUUGACACAUCGGUUCUGUUGAAAAUGAUUAAUCUUGCAUUCCAAAGAUUUGUCAUUUUACAACUUUCUCAUUCCUUCUACCUAGGUGUGCAUAUUUCCUGCCCACCUUGUAGUGGGGGAAACCUGGGGAACAAAACUCCUUAACCUCCCUCCCAAUGCUAUUUAAAAAAACAAAACACCAAAGCCUAAAUAUAUUUAUCUCUAUAUAUCCUGACCAUAGAAAUGGCCAGUCUUUUUUUUGCUGUAUAUAUGAUUGGUGCAUUUCUGUUUCAGGGGUAGCAGGACUGUGGUGGAAUCGAGCAGUAGGUACCAGGCGCUGGUUAAUGAAUGCCAGGACCUUGUCAAUAAGGAACAGCGUUUAGAUGACCUACUUCACAUGUGCACCACUCAGCUGAAACUGCUCACUGAGGAAUCGGAGAGUCAAAAAUAUCCUUUACGUAAAGUGACCUACCCCAGUUUUUAUUAACAAUACACCUAUUUCUGGUCGGUGAUUUCCUGUAUUGAAGGUGUGAAAAUAAGUGGCAUCCACUUUACUGUAGACUUUGUAAACCCAAAAGUGCCCACAAUAGUGUAUGUCAAUAUACUAUUUUAUUUAUUGCUCACUAGGUAACUGCUGUUUACAGGAUCGAUGCACCAGGUAACGAUGUAUCAUGUGACAAUAUAACAGCAGAGCUCAGCAAAGUAAACCUCUCUGCAACCCACACACUGCUUGUACUUUUCUGUUUCUUUGCUCCAGCAGAUUACAAGGGAUGCCAUGCAUAAUGGGCGAAAAACUUUUUAACCUAUCAUGUACCAUGUUUUGACAUCACAAUAAUGGUCUUUAAAUACCAUACACCUGUAUGGCGUAACUAGCAUUUCAGGUCAAUGUAACCAUCCAACCCUUAGUAGAGGGGUCACUCUGUCAACCUAUUAUGAUGGCACCGACCGGAGCAGAGCUAAAUCCUUUAAGGAUGCAAGACAAAGUUAAUCAAUCUUCUGCUUCAGUUAAUCAUACGUUUUCUCUAUUCCACUGUUCUGUUUCUAUGCUGCAUGGAUUGCUUUUGUCAGCAUCAAUGCUGUAUGUGACUUGCUCUCUCUAAAAUUGUAAAUAAUUUCAGCAAACUUCUAUCCAUUAGAAAAUGUAUCUGUAUCUUGGUGUUUCACCACGUUAGAGCAAUGUUUCAACCUCCUUCAGACAUUAACACUAACCCACACCCUUUUUUUUUAUACCAAAAAGCAUAGGUGCAAAAUCUCUGCAGUUAACACAAACACUAACGGGACCUCUUCCAGUAACCCGACUGGUUACCUCCUGUUAGUUUUCUUCCUUCAGCUGAUCGGGAAUGCUUACAUGGUUAGGGGACUUAGCUCUAUGCGCUCCUAGGCAAAGACAACACAGACCUUGAAGCUCUUGGUCCUUACCAGGACUUUUCCCUGUUGCGUCCCCUGCAAGCUGGAACAGCAGACACAGGGGCACUUGGCUGACAAUCUUUAUUUACCAAACAGUACACAGGGAUACACGUUAAACCAUAUUACAUUUAAGGGAAUUACACUUUGGGGCUUGGCACACUUUGAAGGGAAGGGGUUUCAGGGUUGUAACCUACAUUGCUAGAUUGCCCUGGGUCCCACCUUGGAUCCCUGCAAAAAGCGGGGCGAUCGGAUGUACAGAGCCAAGGUAUCGGCAUCGAAAGUCUGGGGCUUGAGGCUCUGUACAUUAAAUUCCAUGGCGUUGCUGGGUUUAGUCCGAAUUCAAACCUAACGCCUAAACCAAGCAACAAACAAUCGGCUGAAAGGGUGCGAACCAAAUUGCGCCAAUCAGCGCUCUGGGGAGGAAGGAAUUUUGCGGCCCAAUCAGAAAAAAGGGCGCGAAACCCUGUUUGAACAAGCGCUCCUCCGAUUGGUCGUCUGCGCCCCGCAGCGACAAAUCAGCGCUCACUUGUGCCGACCAACCAGGAGAAUGGAGCGAACCCAGUUUGAAUGGGUGCUCCCUCUCCUAUUGGUCGGCACAGACUUCCAUGCGGCCAACGGAACUCUGGACGUGAGACUGACUCACAGCUCCAAAGAUUCCCUGCUAGCGCGCGUCCCUCCCUACAGUGGAUAUCCCCGGAGAGGGUCCUCCCCUGGGCAACCACAAGCCUAGCUUCGUAGCUCCCAGGUAGGGGAAAGGGACUAGUGACUACAGCUUCCUUGAGAGCUGGUAGGAUGGUCCCCGACACGGGGACCGAAGACUGGGUGCGCAGGCCGGUUCAGCUAUACGAACCGGCGGCCACCCAGGGGAGCACACGCCGCUUGUUCCCUUGCGGUUUUCACAACUAGUUAGCGAGGUGUGAACGUUCUAACCACAUGUUCUAAAUGGAGAAUCGGGGUGAUGAACCGGAGGGCCCCCGCGUGGCUGAAAAUUAAAAUGCAUUAUAGAGUGUAAAAAUACAAGGAGAAACACAUAUUCAACAAGGGAUAAUCCUAACAAUACACAUUGGGGGCACAAAAUACAAAACCAGACAUCUGAAUACUCAAUGGGCAUGGCAUUUAGCGGCCGUGUACCGCCACAAACACAAUCUAAUGUAAUCUGAUACAAAGGAAAACCCUUUCAAAACUCCAAUUAAAAAAAAAAAAAAAAAAAAUCUAUAAAUACAUAUGCCAGGGUUCAACAAAUCCCAGGUCGCCUAGGAAUCUUUUUUUUUAAUUUAUUUUUUUCUGCCGCCUGGGAUGUCAGCCCGAAGCAGCGAGCCAGUAGCCGGUGUUGUGGGAGAGCAGAGGUGGGCUGCCAUACUAAACCGUGCAUGCGACAGGAUGCAGAGCAGGGAGAAGACAGCCCUACCAGACCUCAAGGAAAUCCUAUUAAUUUUAGCUCUCCAAAAGUAGGGAGGCUGAGUGAAUUUCAAUUUAUUUUUUAAAUUACAACUUCUGAGUAUGUGUGUCUGUUUAGGUGAUCGGUCUCCCUCUUAUUGCAUGGGAAAGGUGAUUUUAUAUUUACCCCCACAAUCAUGCUGUGAUGGUUUAGCCAUGGCUGGACCUGCCUGCAUGUCUUGGAUAAUCAUAAUUAUUUAAGCCAAGCAAUGCACUAAUCUGCAUCUCUAUGGGGAACAUUCAGUGCCUCUAUGUUAAGCAUGGAGAAGCUGAACAUAGGUGCUGCACACUGCGCAGCACUGGACUAGGAAGCACCUCUAGUGGCCGUUUGAGUGACGGCCACUAGAGGUGUUACCAGGCAGCAAUGUAAACUGUCUUUUCUCUAAUUAAGCUGCAUUGGUUCUGGUGGCUAUAGUGUCCCUUUUAAGAAUUAGUAUUUUAGAAUUAGCAAGCAAGUUUGUCAAGCCCUGACUGUAAUUUCACAUAUCCAUAUAUGCAUAUAUUGCGAUUAAAGUACGUCAAUUGUUACUAGAUUCAAGACCUUUCUCACUAAACUAAACCAUUUCAACUCGCAAAGAAAGCACUAUUUAAUCCAUGUAACUCCCCUUUAAAGUCAAGAAAAAACACACUUUAUGGCCAAAUGUCAAGCAAAAAGAAAAUUGGAGCAAAUAUAAAGUGUGUUUUGCCCUUUUAUAUUUAAAUCUUAAAUACACAGCUCUUCCAUAUUUAAUAAUGGAAAAUUGAAACAACCAUAUUUUUAUAUGCCAGGUGUUUUACAUUUGUAAGAUUUUGUAAUUCUUUACAAUCUUACAUGUAGGUCAACAAACCCUAAAAUAGUUUCUGCCAAGACUUAUGGUGUCACAGAAUUUGGUAAAACACCCACGCAAAAAAAACCAACUUGUUUUCUAUAUUGGCUCUGAUCUGCAGGGACAUUUGGCUUCUGCUGAAGACCAGAUGCUACAUGAGCAUAUGGUAAGACCCAAGUGAGUUCUCAAUCCAUUUUAGCAGGUUUUGACACUUUACCAUAGGUAGACAUCAGGGCACUUCAGACAACAUAAUCACUACAGUCUUCUUUUAAUUGCAUUAGUCUAUAACAUCCCCUAAACUUAUUAAAGUUGCUCUAGGGGAGAUCUUCAAAGAGGUGUAUAGUUAGCCCGUGAUAACCGUACCAUUCAUCACUGAAGUAUACUUUUCAAGCUCUUUGAGCCUCCCCCCCAUCACCUGAUAACUAUUUCAAGUAAAGUUGUUUUUGUAUGUUGCAGUGUGUGUGUGUGUGUGUGUGUGUGUGUGGUUGGAGCUCUGCCUGCUGAAUAUUGCCUGUAGUCUGCUAAAGAUUACUACAAACAUUAAUUGUUGCCUACAGCACUGCCUCGUUUGCUUUGCUUAAUUUUCACAUUUAUGAAAUUAUUUGCACAUGUCGUUAUCUACAGCCUUGGCAGAGACGAGAACAUGGCUGUGAUCUCCAAUAGUGCAGCAAAGAUUUUUAAGGUUAUGGGAUAAGUAGUAUGAUUGUCUGUUUUGAAAUGUAUUUAUUAACAUGGGACAGUCCCAGUCACAAGUACUUUUAAAACACAGUCCCAAUAUAUCCUGAUUGGCUUCCUGGUGUAUCUAGCCAACCAGUAUACAACUAGAUUAAUUAUGAAUUACUCUGUGCAAUAAAAUACACAUCAAAAUCUUCAUGAAUGAUCCUUAACCCUUCUGGAAGUACUUUGGGAUAUGUAACUUGUCAAGAUCUCCGUAGCAUUGCAGAUCCAUCUGAGAGAAUGCUAAUGGUUAUCAAGGCUCCUCCAGAAACACAGAUGCAGGUUUCUGAUCCAAUUGAAGUAAGUGUUUUAGUGGAUUUUUCAAACUGCUUCUUUAGUGGGGAUGGUACAGCUCAUGAGGCAUUCUGAGUUGCUUUACCCAUGUUAAUGCUGCAGACUGGGCAUAAGAAUCUAAAUAUACCCAAUAGACAUACCACAUGCCAAAAAAUAAAUUUCUUGCCAGAUGAUCUUUGAUGGCCAAACUCUUCAGAAUAACAAACAAAUACCCUGUCAUCUGUUACAAUACUUGUGGCUUGUUAAAGAGACGCUAUAGGCACCCAUACAACUUUAGCUCCUUGAAGUGGUCUGGGUGCAGUGUCCCAUCACACUUAACCAUGAGCAAGUAAUUAUUGUAGUUUAAAAAACUGCAAUAAUUACCUGCUAGGGUUAACUCCUAGUCUAGUACCAGACAGCCACUAGUGGGACUAUUGGGUCUUAGCUAUGCAUGAGGACUUUCAGCGUCACAGGAAUCCCCAUAGGAAAGCAUUGAAUAACACUUUCCUAUAAGGAAAUCCUAAUACGAGUGCAUUAGGUCUCCCCCACCGGCUGACCUGAGACAGCACUGAGGGUCAUCACUGCUGGACCCAGGAAAGUGACAGGGGUUACAGAAAAGUGUUGUUUUGUUUGUUUUUGUUUUUUAGCACUAUAGUUUCCUUUUAACUUUGUAACAUCAGUAUCAAGUAGAAAAGAUCUAAAAAGAGCUGUUGGAGCAUUAUUCUAAGUGAAUCAUAUGUUAAGCAUAUUUCUUUCUUUCAGGCACUUCAGAUAUCCUUAAAAAGCACCCGUGGCCCUAUUGAUGUAUUUCUCUGUCCAGAUGACAGCUCUGGGGUCUGCAGUCCAGUCAAGUCAAGUCCCACAAAAGCUGCUAGCCGUGAGCAUUCUCCUCUUGCUCAUGCUAGUGAUGGGUCGCCUGACCUCAACACCACGCAUGAUAUUGGCUUAGGACUACUCUCGUGUGAACAAGGUGAGCAUAUACAAUCACCAGGAAAGUAAAGGAGAAACAAAUGAUCUCCUUCAUUUUUCACCUCAACAAGCACAUGUUCUAGCUUGAGACAUCUCUCAGUACUGUAGUUUAUUGACUGAGAAUGCAGGCUUACAGCGUACUCCUUUUAGAUUACGAGUAAGACAAGAUGACUUCUAAGUUAAGCAUUCCAUAUGCAGCCUGAAGGCUCUGUGUCUGACAGGUAAACACACAUGCUUUUCCUUUGGUGGUCCUGAUAAGCAGAUAUCAAACAGUCAUAUGUUGCUUCAGAGACUGCUCAAUGGUGAAGUGGAAGUGUUGCUCAAAAAGCUCCAUUCACAAUGUUCUUACACUUUUAAAAUUUUUUUUAAAGGGACACUAGUCACAAACUAUACAGCUUUAUGUAGUGGUUCGUCGGCAAAGAAUCUGUCCCUGCAGUCUCAGCAGUGUAAAGUAACUUCAAGAGUUCAGUUUUGCAAGUCCCCCUAGUUCAGUGUCUCCAUGCUUUCCAUAGAAAUGCAUUGACUUGAUGUAUCUUGAUGAAAAGAUGCAGUUUGGCACAGCAUGGUCAUUUGCCUUGCAUGUGCACUAGCGCCCCCCACUGCUUCAGUUUGGUUAAAAAUUGGAUUAGCUGAGAUCCGGAUUGAUGAUUUCAGCAGGGCAACUACGAGAAAGUAUUUAGCUCUUAAAGGGGCGCUAUAGGCAUCAGAAACUGGACAGCUUAAUGUAGUGGUUCUGGGGUAAAGAGCAUGUCCCUGCAAGAUUACAAGAUAGCAUUUACAUUGCUGCUUAAUGUCACCUUUAGUGAAUGAUACUUGGAGUGCCACUAGACUGACUUUCCAACAAUUUUAUAAAACUUCCCUGCAUCACCUCCUCUUCUGUCAAUCAGACUUUCAUUGGCUCCACAAAGUUGGAAGUAGUGGUCACACUAGAGUAGAGUCCGUAUGCCUUCCCUGCUUAAUGGGUGUAAUGGAGCUCCCUGUACUCCGACUGGGUACCUCCACCAAAAGACCGCUUCCUAGCUGGAACAGGGGACAAACCACAGCACUGCUGCCCACAGUUGCCGUGGCUUGACUGGGGCCUUGGAGCCGAAUGGGGAAUUGGCUCUAGUCCUUACAGAGACUUUCCCCGUUGAAUCCCCUGCAAGCUGGAACAGCAGACAAGAGUAAAUCUUCUUUCCCUCCAAUAACAGGACGACCCACAGUUUUGAAGUGUAAGAUGGAAUAGCAAAUUAAUGGAGGCACACUGGCCUUUUAUGCAAGUUUCCCAACAAGGGUGACACCCAGGUGGACCUAGUUGGGCACAGGGACACAAACUUCCAAACCAAUAACACAUUUACAAUGUAAGGCACUCCCUCACAAGGCAAACAAUGCCUGCAUGGGAGAUAAUUGAGUUACUUACUGUAUCAACUCCAUUAUCUCCAGGCAGGAAAAAAGUCCCAAAAGUACCCCAAAACACAACAUAUCCCAAAAUCACCCAGAUCAGAGCACGGGUUCAGGUAUUUCCUGGAAGUCAUAGUUCUGACCGACCGUGCAAAACGGUUCCAGGGAAAUCAGUGCCAACAGCCGGUCAAGUUUGGUAGUCUUUUACAGGUUUCCCUGCAGGGCCCAUAGUCUGUGGGCAGAAGGCUGGCAAGCAGGCUCCUCCAGGAGCUUGUGGCAAACUCACUUGGAGAGGGGAGUUUGUCACAAUGAGCUUCAAUGCUUUGGAAAGCCAUGUGUUCUUACAGCUCCAAUGAGAAGCCUCUGUUAAACACACUAGCGCAGAUUUUCAGGGCUUGCAAAGGCUGCUAACAGCAAGUGAUCUGUGGAGCCUCUUUUUGGUCAGGGAGGACCUCACCUACUGCUCUCAUUUGUUGUGCAAGGUUUUGUUUGGUUUAUGAAUUCAAAACCUUACUGCCUAUUGAGUUCCUUUUUAGUUUUUAUGUAAAAGGAACUAAUUUGUUCAGGAAGUUUUAAAGAGUAAGAAGAAAUGGGCUGGGUUAAGUUACAGAAAAUUUGCAGCCAAAGGUCACAUGGUGGCUCUGAAAAAGUGAUAAACUGCUACUGUUUAAAAAAUAAAACAUGAGUAAUAACAGAAAAUUCAUCUGCACAAUGGCAAGUUACAUAGAGUAUUUUUAAUUGUUGUUCCCUUUUUUUGUGAAAUGCAAAACUGUAACAUUGCACAAUUUUUGUUCUUCUAGAGUCUCUCCUAUCUCCAGAAACGGACUUGCCCAUGGGAUACACUCCAGAGGGCCUUCACCUAUCCCCUGUGUCUAAUGCAACUCUCCUAACUGAAGCCAGGGAUGUCCUACCAGACCUUCUAAAUGAUGAAUUCAUCAGCUUGUCUCCUCCAAUGUCUCACGAGUACCACUUUGGCCUGGAGAACACAGAGGGUGUUAGUGAUCUAUUUGACUGUGACUUUGGCGAUCUAACAUCUUUCGAUUUGUAAAGAGACCUGUGGCUUAUUAUUGUGUUGGCUGAGGAGAUUCAGUACAAAAGAUGAUUCAAUCUUUGUGAUCUUUAAGACUCCCUGACUUUGUAUUUGAUUGCAUUUGAAAGACAGUUGCAAAGAAGGUGUUAAUAUUUUUUUUUUAUUAAUCAAGCGCUUUUGUAUCAAAAUGAAAAGGCUCUUAACCCUGUGACAGCAAUCCAUAUCCUAAUAAAAGCACUUAUGUGGAGCUAUAGAAAGUGUGCGAGCAAAGAGUUGGUGAAGAACAUCCUGGAGUAUGGAGGACAAUGGCAUCCCAAAGCUUUAAUUGUGGCCUAUGGAAGUUUUUUUUUGUCUUUCACAUUGUGCCCUUUAACCCCUUAAGGACACGUGACAUGUCAUGAUUCCCUUUUAUUCCAGAAGUUUGGUCCUUAAGGGGUUAAGUCAUCAGUCUUCAUAUUUCUGCUUUGAAAAGCAGAUGACUUAAAGUUCAUUAAAUGUAUAUUGCUUUUCACUGCCAAAUCUAAAACCAUUUUUACUGUCAAAACCAUUUAAUUUGAAAUGGAUUGGUGUAUCGGCUUCAUUAAUACCAUUGCCCUUGUGCCUUGCUCCUAUUUUUCUUUUAAUGGUACACUCAAGCCUAUAAUCGACUCCUUUUCUCCCCUAUGGUGAUAAUGCAAUAAAAUGCAAAUAAUACAUUGGAAAAUAUUGAAAGUACAAGAUACUUGCUGCAGUGAUAUCUGCACAGAGAAAAAGAAAUGGGACUUUUUUUUUUUUUUCAUUCAAUACUGGUUUCCCCAAUUGUUUUCAAAGGUAUCACUGUAUAUAUUCCACAAGCCCUGUGCAGUAUGGGAUUAUGGGAGAUGUAGUACUGCCUUCAGCUUUCAGAUGAAUGUUGGUUGAUUCAGCACAAGGCAAAUGGUUGCAAAUUGUUUAAUGAAUGGAAAAUCUGAACAGAGCUACUUGUUUAAGAGUAGUUCUAUACAUAGUUUUCAUGCAUGAAACUGCUUGCAUCCUGAUCUGCCUGGAUGCUCUACAAAUCUCAAGCUCCACUAGAUCAGUACAACUAUUACAUUUUAUGGAUAAUGUAUAGCUGUAUUUUUGUCUUGACAUUGUCUGUUGGGCAUUGGGGUUGACCGGAUGGCUGAGGUUAAACUGCAAGUGGUUACUAAAAUAGAUGGGGGGUUUUUUGUGUGCAAAAUAUGACAUCAACAUGCAAAAAAACAUUUUCUCUCGCUUUUUCCCCUCUGUAAUGCUCAGUUAGAUGUAUUCCUUCAGUUUAACUGCCUGCUGUGUCACCUUAAAGGUUGAAAUACCAUAACUACUGUAAUGGCUAUGGUGCCAAGAGUCUCUGGUGCACCCCAAUUGCCUAACGUCUAGCAGAUGUGCCUGCCAGGCUUGGCACAGAACUGAGAGCUUCCAGCUGCAUUGGAGGCAGAGCGUGUUGCUCUGAGGACCCUAGACACGUCAAGCCGUUUAAAAAAAAAAAAAAAAAAAGUUCUAUUACUUACAUGAGGUAAAGGUGUGCCAGGGCACUCCCUUACACCAUAACCAUUAGAGGGAUGUAGUGGUUAUGGUACUUGGUGUCUUAUUUAAAGUGGCUUUGUCCACUACAAAUGUGCAGAUUACUGCCCAUUUUAGGUUUACUUAUCCAAAUUUCAGGCAAGUUCAAAAUUUAUUUUUUUAUUUGUGUGUGCUCCCAUAAUUCCAGUCAUGUAGAAGAGUGAUAGGAAUUUUGAGAACAUGCAGAUACACGUCAAUUCACUGCUGUCUUCAUACUUGUUCAUAUCUUUUAUGCAGACAACAAGUAGAAUCUUUAAAAAGCUUAAAGCAAUAAACAAUCUAUAUAUAUAUUGUCUAGCACAAAUUGUAAAUGAAACUAAAGCACUGGGUGUCACCAUUUUCAUGUUUACGUGACUGGUGCACUCUUAAAUACUUUCCUGCAGAAACAGUUUGCAGGAAAGCAACUGCCCUCCAUCCUUUUAGGUCAGGGUUAGGCAACCACUUACAUUCCAUUUUGACUGGCAGAGCUUUAUGGGGGUUGUAGUCCAUGGAAUCUGCAAUGGUUGCCUUUCCCUGCUUUAGGUCAUGAUUUGUAUGUAUAUUUAUACUAUAACAUACCUAGAAAUAUAGUAUUUAUAAAUGAGUAAAUAUUUCUGUCUGGUAUUCCCUGUGAUAUAGAAUGAAUCUCAUGUUCACUGUUUGCAAAUGUAGGGCAGGCCGGAUCAAUGUGUUAGCAAAUGAUUUAAGCUUAAUUUAUCUGGAUGUGUGGUUUGUAUGUGUAUUUGUUUUCAAUAAAGAUAUUUUCCAGCUUAAAUAUCAGACUUUAAUGUGGGGACUGUAUCACCCAGAGCUGCAAUUUGAGUGCACCAUCCAAAGCUUGACCAUGAUGUUGCUGUAUGUUGAGCAAGAUUCUGUAUUGUUACCUGCAAGCAUACUAGCCAAAAGAACUGGUUUUGAUGUCACCAACUAUAUGGUGCAAUACUGAAUUAGGCUAUUGAUGCUCAGACUGAAGGCCUUGUGGCAAG